AUGGCCCUAGCAAUGCUGAAUGGGAAUCUGAUUAAAGACUCGAGCCCACCUGUGUUGCUGCACCAGCUUAGCAAGACUCCUGAGCUGGAUACCUUCAACUACCAGAACUGCUUUAUGCAAGACCUCUUUGCCCAUUUCCCUGAGAUCUUACUUAUCCACCGCACCUAUAACCCAAAUGACAAGGUGUUAUAUACCUUCCUGGUGGAUGGACCUCGAGUACAGCUAGAGGGUCCUCUUGCCCGGGCAGUCUACUUUGCUAUUCCUGCCAAAGAAGAUGCCGAAGACCUAGCCCAGAUAUACCAGGUGUUCAAGAAGUUUAACCCAGCAUGGGAGAGAAUCUGUACCAUCCUGGUGGAUCCCCACUUCCUCUCACUGCCCACACUAGCCAUGGAGUUCCCUACAGCUGAGGUCCUGCUCUCAGCCUUCCACAUUUGUAAAUUCCUACAGGGCAAGUUAUAUCAACUGUCCCUUGAACAGCCUGUGGAAAGGGUGCUUUUGACCUCCUUACAGAGCACGAUGUGCUCAGCCACAGCAAGCAAUCUGAGGAAGUUUUUUAUACUCUUGAGCAGCUGCAUCGCCCCAUCCCGAGUGUCUGAGCUCCACCCACGCUGGCUGCUCAAUGAUCGAAUCUGGCUGGCCCACCGCUGGAGAAGCCGAAGUGAGAGCAUCCGCUACUUCCAGAGCCUUGAAAUUACCACCCGAAUUCUCAGUCAGUUUUUUGGCACCAACUCAUCUGAGAAACAAGGCAUGGCCUCCCUAUGCCGAUACAUGCAACAGAACCCUGGGGACAAGGCAAACUUCAACCUGGGCAUGAGUCCCCAGGACAGUCACACCACCUCAGAUGCUAGCCCUGAAACCCCCAAAGUAGAACAGUUGGUAGAAGCUGGCAUCCAGAAUUCCCUUAAUGCCAUCUGCACAGGGCCUGCAGCCCAACUCUGUCUGGGUGAGCUUGCUGUGGUCCAGAAAUCCAUGCACCUCAUUGGCUCUGGCUCAGAAAAGAUAAACAUCCAGAUCUUGGAAGAUACCCACAAGGUGCAGCCCCAGCCUCCUGCCAGCUGCAGCUGCAACUUCAACCAGGUCUUCCAUCUGCCCUGCCGUCACAUCCUAGCCAUGCUUAGUGCACACCGCCAGGUGCUCCAGCCCGACAUGCUGCCAGCUCAGUGGACGGCAGGCUGCGCCACUAGCCUAGACAGCAUCCUGGGCAGCAAGUGGAACGAGACUCUGGAUAAGUACCUGGCAGUGACCCUCCUCACAGAGGAGGUGGGUCAGCUGUUAAAGCACUGUAGCAAAGAGGAGUUCGAGCGGCGGUACAGCACCCUGCGGGAAUUAGCUGACAGCUGGAUCGGCCCUUAUGAGCAAGUACAGCUCUGAUUCCUCUCGUGCUCGGAGAUGCUAAUACACAUGUAUGCCUCGUAUCCUUCCCUACCCACAUGCAAGGAAACACACAGCUGUAUUUUCAUGGUACUUCCUUCCCAAAUAAGGACAAGGGACUUGUACUCUACCACAGUCUGCUACCUAGCAUAUGGCUCGCUCUGUAAGAUAGGAGUCAGCUUGGAUAGAGCUGGAUCAGGCUGGCCUCCAUCAUGCUGCAAAUGUUUUCUGUAAAGGGACCAAUAGUAAAUAUUUUCAAUUUGAUAGUCACAUUCAUCUCUUGUAUAUUCUUGGUUUUGUUUUGUUUUGUGGGUUUUCUUUCUUUGUUUUUUGUUUUUGUCUUUUGAGACAGAGUCUCGCUAUGCAGUUCAGGCUGGCCUUGAACUCACUUUGUAACCCAGGAUGGUCUUGAACUUUGGAACAAACCUCCUGCGUCAGCUUCCUGAGUACUGAGAUUACAGAUGUGUGCCUCUGCCUCCCUGGCAUUUGUUUUGGUUUUUACAAUUUAUUCAUAAGAUAAAGAUGAUUGUUAACUCAUUCAUCUUAUACAGGGAACCCCUGGUCUAAGAUAAGAGAUAAGGCUGGGUGGAUAUGGUGGUACAUGCCUAUAAUCCCAGCACUCAAGAGGCUGAGACAGAAGGAUUGCUGAAAGGUGGAGCACAGCCUAAACUGCAUAGUUUAGGCUUGGUUUUCUUUUUUUGGUACCAGGGAUUGAACUCAUGACCUUGAACUUAACAGCCAAGUGCUUGAGCUGCUGAGCCAAAUCCCCAGCCCUAAAACUGCAUAGUUUUAAAAAGAAAAAAUCAGGUGAUGAGCUUCGGGCUGGGACUUGGUACCAGCUGCCCUAGUCACAAGAAAGCAAACUCACCUGACCCAUAUCCCAUGAGUGAGCUGGCCUGGGAGCCCACUCAUAGACCAAGAGGCUGCUCAGGGAGGUGGCUCGGCCCAGCUCAGCAGUUUUUCCCCUGCUUUAUUCUGUGAUCAAUAAAGUUGAAUGUUUUAUAUUUUAA
Cavia porcellus (domestic guinea pig) is the source of this 2381-nucleotide messenger RNA. It is a transcript of the gene Zswim1, whose product is annotated as zinc finger SWIM-type containing 1. The transcript has a single exon. The coding region runs from base 1 to 1371 and encodes 456 amino acids. Lineage: Eukaryota; Metazoa; Chordata; Mammalia; Rodentia; Caviidae. The record is from RefSeq and is a predicted model, not a curated record. Gene Ontology annotation, molecular function: zinc ion binding.